This is a messenger RNA of Cololabis saira (Pacific saury), 1247 nucleotides long. RefSeq names its product transmembrane protein 238-like. Bases 110 to 583 code for a protein of 157 amino acids. The transcript has a single exon. Lineage: Eukaryota; Metazoa; Chordata; Actinopteri; Beloniformes; Belonidae. The record is from RefSeq and is a predicted model, not a curated record.
AGGUUGCUUCAUGCGUUUCCCUCAUUGAGGAUUCCACUUCACUGUGGUGCAGCAUCCGUUGCACUGGAUCCCUUCUGCUUUUGGCUUUCUGAGGACCUCCGCCACCUCCAUGUCGACAUCUGUGCAGGUAGAGUCCGUCAUGGAGAGGACGUACGGAGGACUCGGCCGCUGUAAGUGCUCCUUCUGGUUUGCAGUGGCCCAGGACAUACUUGGAAUCCUCAUCAUCUUGUUGGGGGUGUUCGGAGGGCUGGUGGUCCACGACCUGUUCAUCUACGCCGGCUCCAUAAUCAUCUUCCUGAGCCUGAUCUGGUGGGUUUUCUGGUACGUGGGCAACAUCGACGUGCCGCCCGAGGAGCUGGAGGAUGACGUGGGUUUGAUCAAGCGGAAGAACCAGGGACUCGGCCGCGUCGUCCGGCAGGUCUCCACCCGUCUCUCUCGCGGGAUCAGGAACUCUUUCAGGAAGAAAGGCCUGUCAGGUGACGAAGGACCAGACGCUGCUACGGACGUGUCACUCAACACUGUCUGUAGCAGCAUGGCGGCCUCCUCGUCAAGAGAGCUCAUGAGAGAGACGUUGUCAAUAUGAACUGUCGGACAUAAAAGACUGGAAACGACUGCCAGAUGUUCCCUGUGUUUGUCAUUUGAAUCUGUCGAGGGGUUUUCUGUGUUCGCUCUGCACUGUUAAUGAUUAGACAUCACCGAGGUGGCGUCUGGAUGAGAUCCACAGGCUUUAAUUCUGCUGAUAAGAUGUACACUUUGCACACAAAAACACGCGUUUAUUGACACUUGUGUAGUAACCAUAGCUUUCUCUUCUGUUUUUAUCAUUGGUCACCAAUUUUCAAGAGUAUGAUUGUGACUAUAAACACGAACCGUAAGAGAUAAGCUAUACUACGCCAUUUUUGUUGAAUAGUGGCACAUUUUGGACAUAUUUUGGUCAAAAUAUGACAGGGCUACAGUACAAAGGUGAACUUUCCAAUCAUGUCCCUACACCUCUUCAUAGCAGCUGUUAAAAUGUUGGUUUAGUUUUAAGUGGCAUAGUGUAACUCUCGUGGUCCCCUGCUCCAUAUCCUCAAAGGACACAAAGUAAUCCUCUACUCCUGUGACAGUACGGCUUCACGUCAUUUUUUGUCAAACAGUGGAUGUCCAACUUAGAGAAGAGACUCGUGGACGUAAUGGUGGAAGAGGGAAGGAGAAAGUGAUGAAGCAAGAGACAUGGAAAUGGUGGACAUUGUUGUGAAAGAGACUCAAUC